Messenger RNA from Symbiodinium necroappetens, 465 nucleotides. The record is from the annotation of a GenBank genome assembly. NCBI's taxonomy places the organism in Eukaryota, Dinophyceae, Suessiales, Symbiodiniaceae.
AUGGCUGAGGAGGAGGCAUCAGUUGAAGACUGGCGAGGGGCCGUUGCGGAGCUCAAGCAGGUCGACCAGACCAUCGAGGAGCUCCGCGAGGAGCUCCGACAGUUCGAGAUCCGUCGGGGCAUCAUCGCCAAUAGGGAAGCGCUGCUUCGCCAAAGGCUAGCAGACGCUGGCCAGGUCGUGACCCCGCCGGCCGGAACCAAUGAAUCCACCAAAAGUACUUUUGGAGGUGCAAGUGAAGAAGCACCCUCUGAGGCGAGUCCGUCGCGAGAGCCUGUGAUGUUCAACAUCGAUGACGACGCUGGCUAUCCGAAGAUCACGCGACCUACUUCACUCGAGGACUGGGAGCAGGGGCUCGAAAUGCUUAAUGCAGCCGGGCAAACGCGAGAUCGAGCAGCCAGCCUCAGGGCGCAUUGGCUGAUGAAUGGCGGCAAGACAUCGGGGAAUUCUCCAGUCAGGAGAUCUUAG